AUGGAACGUUCCACCGGAAGUGGCCAUUCGAAUGCUCCCUCGACUGAACAACGGGGGUCGUCUCACAGCACCGGUAGCGGUCGACGAUCACUGGCACUCUCCAACCACAUCAGUCAUCAUGGCAUCAGCCGCCGUACGAUGUCCAUCCACCGCUAUCAGGGACGAGCAUUGCCGACUAGCCUGACAGGCUCUUCCUCUCACACUGAUGAUACCGCCAAUCGGAUGGAACAGGGAACGAUCCGAAGACGGAUCCGAGAAUCCAUCGAUGACUCCCACAAUAGUUACUCCACCGCCGUGUCAGUCUACGAUGAUGAGGAUGAUGACAGUACAAAUAGUCAAGAUGCUGCCAAUUUUCCAUCCGCCGAAACACAAAUCAGAGCACAACAACAACCCAAUUCACGGAACGUCACAGACCACGAAAGCCAGCAAUACCAAGACAUUUCUUUGAAUGACAAUGACAAUAAUUCUCUGCGCAAAAGCACGGAUCACGAACAAGAUAAUAUCACUUCAUCUGAAGAAAAGAUUGGCUAUGUGGAACUUCAGAUUGCAUCAAUACCCCCCAGUGUUCUAGAAGCAAACAAACAAGAUCUCGAAGACCUAUUCCGAGAUAUCUACAAUGAAAUGUCUGGAAUGUGUUUGGAUCCCAUGCAACGGGUUAUGAUUGAAGCUGUCUUACAAGAGUGGGAGACAGAUUGGGGCCUCUACAGCAACAUGACGGAUAGUAGUUGGCAAAACAUGACCGUACAAGAAUACGACGAAGCAGUGGCCCAAAGUGUGACAACAACCUACUGGGAAGCGCAGGUUGACUGCAACGGCUGUCCAGACCAAGAACCAUUGUUUCUACCACGAGAUGACACUGGUUUGCAUUCUCCUCCACUGUCCAACUCUAAUAGCCGGCGAUUCAUGUCAGUGCAAGACCGACGGUCACUGCAAGAAUUUCCACUAGAGCAAUUCUUCUUGCUAUUUGCUGCAAACUUUGGCUACAAUAUGCAACCUGUGCUUCUGGGAGACACGGCAAAUAUUCAAAUUGUUCUAAAUGGAACAACAGAACAACAAGAUAUCAGGCCCGUUCGGGUUGUGGGAGGCACUACAAGGCCUGUAAAACCAGACGGCACCGCAGACAGAGAUGAUGUCGUAACAAAGCAUGGGGAGGAAGAAUUAGAAGAAGCCUAUCUGAUUGUUCAGGCAAAUGAAGGAAGAAUUGUGACUCCAUUUGUCAGCAACGAUUUGUCGGAUAUUGAGGCGUGCUUUGAGACCAGUUUCCAAGGAGAAGACAGCAAUGUUGAUGUGGUAGUUGAGGUAUCUGACUUUUGUGAGCUAGUAAUUGAGACAGCCAACAAUAUUGGAGCUGAUACAGAGGCAUUUGUUGACUGCAUACAGAACCCAACAUCCUUGGAAUGCCAAGAGAUUCUACCUGGGCUCAUUCAGCAAACAACUCUAUCCUUUGGAAUAGACAUCACAGCAAGAGACACACCUGUGAACCCAGUAGCACCUACCCCUUUCGCUGACAGUCCAACAUCUUCUCCUGAUCUGGGUGGUCCUUACAGCUCCACUGUAAGCACCACCAGUCAUAGCCCAGCAACAGCACCUCCAGCAGAUCCUGGGACACAACCCGAUCCUUCUCUUGGCGUCCUGACUGUCAACUUACAAAGACCUAUCAGCGCUGGAACAUCCAGUCCAACAAUAUUGGGCAGUCCCACUCCCGUGGGCUCUUUUGCACAGGCCAGUGUUACCCUGAGUGCUCCCCAGGCAGCUGCUCAAGCCAUCCAAGAACCUUUUCCCACUCCAGCCCCAACUGAUGAGUCAUCUCAAACACCAUCACCUGGUCCAACAUUUUCGCAAACGUUUGGUCCGACGGUUCAACCAACAAACAACCCAUCCCCAGCACCAACAAAUAGCUACACAUUUGAGGCUACAGCCAAUCCCACACCUGCACCGACAUUUGCACCAUCCCUGGCUCCUACAUUUGCUCCAACAAUAAUGCACACUGAUCAGCCGUCCAGUACCCCAACCCCAGCACCAACAUUUGCAACUAUCAGCUCUGCAGUUGACCGUGCCGACAACCCCACACCGGCACCAACGUUUGCACCGAGCAAGAACCCCACAGAUCAACCUACAGAAAAUCCAACUCCAGCACCAACAUUUGCAACAGACGGCCCUACAUUUGAGCCCACAGAAAAUCCAACACUGGCGCCAACGUUUGCACCAACUGACAAGCCCACAGUUGAGCCAACUGAUAACCCAACUCCUGCACCAACUGAUAACCCAACUCCCGUACCAACAUUUGCACCAACUACAAGCCCGCCUCCAUAUCUGCCAACAUUCCCCCCCAUUGAACUGAUAUCUGUAUCACCAUCACAAUUGCCGUCAAGGCUAGCUUCAGAUUCCCCAUCAAGCUCCCCCACUUCAUGUUCAGGAACUCUUGUUGAAACAAGAUCAACAUACUAUGUGUUCUUUGGCAGCGACAUCUCUGCAUUGAACAAUGACACUCUCAUUGCAGCUUUUGUGAAUGGCUUUGCCAAUCUACCGCACCCCUGUUCAACGAUCCUCAAUAGCAUCACGGUUGAAAACUGGUUACAAAUGACACAAACAGUGUUGUUUGGUAUCAAUAGCACCCAAGCUGCUGGUACAAACCUGCUGGAUCUCAUGGUAGAUGCCCCAGCAUUUCUUGAUGGUUUUAAUGGUGCCUUAAGUGAAUCAACUACAGCAACUGCAUUUGGAGUGGACACUGUUACAUCGUCUCCUUCGGGAAGCCCCACCGUCAGACCGAGUGUUUCCUUUGUUCCCAGCAUUAGCCCCACAACAGCUACACCCACUGAAAGCACCGCUCCUUCUACUCAUCCCAGCAAAGGUCCAACUGAACUCCAACAGUGA
Seminavis robusta is the source of this 2874-nucleotide messenger RNA. NCBI's taxonomy places the organism in Eukaryota, Bacillariophyta, Bacillariophyceae, Naviculales, Naviculaceae. The record is from the annotation of a GenBank genome assembly.